AUGAAUAAUACUCAUGCAACCUUGCUCGAUAAUCCAAAGCCAGGCUCACUCCCUGCACUUCCUCGUAGUGUCAAUGUGUGUGCUAUACCUGUAGGUGAACCAACACCCGCUAUUUCUACGACCGUCACCACAUCCAUAUCGUCAGAGCCAAAAGACGCGAAGACUGCAAGGCCUAUAGAGUCGGCUAUUCGUUGUAUAGAAGAGUCUAUCAUGCCAAAUGAUGCAGAAGCUUUAUCUGAAACAAAAGAGUCUAGCGCUAGAUCAUCCAUUACUUAUGAAACCCAAAGCCAGCAUCAUUCAUCCAUGGCACUAAAUUCAUCACAGGCUCUUUCAUCGAGUCCUGAAAAAGUCGUCAAUCAAAAUCUCGCUACUGAGGAAAAAUCAAUUUCUUUAGAAGAGCAUAAUCAAAAUUUAUUUGACCAACACAUAGACUUCAGUAGUGAUCAAGUUCAACCACCUCACGAGCAAGAUUUUAUUGAAUUGGCAGGGGAUGAAAGUACCAGUCUCGGUAAAAUAGAUCUAUUAGACAAAAAUGGUUCAGACCAAGAAUUAGACAAUAGCGACUUGCUAACCGAUUCCAAGUCAGACGACGACUUGUCCGAUAUAUCUGAUUCAGAAAUCUUUCAAGGAUAUAAUUUUAAUGCGUCAGACAAUGAUAUGUAUGCCAUCAAUGCAGCAGACUUAUCGUCCAGUACUCUAGAUCAACUAAACCCGGAAAUAGAUCCUAUUCAAGAAGCUCAAAUUCUUGAAAAAUACUACAGGCAUGGUGCCUUGUCCAUUUUCAAAGGAAAGGAUCAAAUGCAAGCCAUGAAAUCCAAACUCGAGCUUAAAUCAGAAAUUCAACAGACUCGCAAUGAAAUUUUAUAUAUGGAGCAUCGUAUCCAUGAAAUGCAAAGUGUUUUGGCUGAUACUAAAGAAAGUCGACAGCAAUCACGCGCGGAUUUAGAUAAGAUUGCCAAGGAGCUAGAGGAUAUCAUUCAAACAGCAACGCAUGUGCUUGUCAAUAUCCCUUGUCAUCAGCAACUUGAAAGUAUGAAUACUCUGCCAUCCACCACUGUAAAUUCCAGUAAAACAUCUUUAGAGCGUGCAAUAGAUAUACGACACAUUGUUCCAUUCAACCCAAAACUAAUGGGAAAUCAACGGUAUCGCAUGCUGCGUGAUCAUUACCAACUCCACGCUCAAUGCAUUUCAGAUGCAAAACACACAAUCUCAGAAGUCGAGGGUUACCUCACAAGUGCUCAAAAUGAUCUUGUAGAAUUUAAGCGCCAUCAGCUGGAAUUGAAACCUUUUGAAAUUCAAUUGAGUCAAGAGGAAGUUCAGGAAUAUAUAGAAAUGCGAAUCAUUUCAAAACAUCGUGCUCAAAGAGCAAAACGGAAAGUUAGAUUGCAGAUGGCAAAGGCUGCCAAGUCGAAACAAGAAAAAGCAGAAAAAUUGACUGCUGAUUGCGAACGAUUAUAUCAACAAGAGAAUGAGCAAGAAAAACAAACUAAAUUGAUGCAGAAGCGGUUUGCACAGUCAAAUGCUAAAAUCGAGGCCGAAAAAUCACGACUGAUUGAUGAGGACGCUCAAGCACAGUUGAAAAAGCAAAAGGCUUUGGAAAUACUGUCAAAACGAAUCAAUAAGAUACGCCAACAUACUGAAAUUACCAAGAAAAACAAAGCCAAUACUUUGAAUGCAGUCGAUUCAAGUACAUCCAUAUCAGAAACUGCAGCUAAAGAAUCAUAUGCUAUCCAGCAAAUCAAAAAGAAUAUUUUGUUUAAACAAACAAAGUCGCACGAGCAACAGAGAAUGGUUAGAGUAGAGCAAGAAGCAAAAAAAAUGACAAUCCUUAAAAAGCUUAUCGACGAGGAGGACAGGUAUCGCAAAAGCAAAAUAAGCGUGCAAACCAAGCCAGAUUCAUCUAAAUUGUUUAAAGAAAAACACUUUGGACAGCCUCGACAAGGCGUUUCCGAUGAAAAGUAUUUCAAGUCUCUCAAACUAGAUUCAAUCAACUUCAAUGCAGCCGUUUCCAGACCACACUCACGGUUACAGGAUGUAUUUGAAAAUCCAAAAGAUCCACUAGCCGAUAUUGAUCAAAGUAAUAUACACCACACAGCUGUUGUAAUGAACAAGCCUGAUUGUCAAACAAAAAAAUCAUAUUCUAAUCAUGAACAGCAUACAGUACUAUGUGAUUCGCACUUGUCGAUACCAGUCAGCAACAUUUCCAAGAUGACUCAAAACAGAUAUCCUCCGCCACAAAUGAAAAACUACAAGCCAAACAAACAUGAGCCUCAUCUUCCAAAAGGCGUCUUGGGAUUUUGUGCUUCUCCCUCCGAGUUCAUAUUUCGCGACUAUGAUUCCGAGCAAGUUUACAUGGCAAAAGCCACCAUUACUAAUGUUUCUGGUAGAAUCAAUUCGUUCAAACUUUUGUCCAUUCCAAUUGAAAUAUCCAGUCUUUUUGACGUACAAUUUUCCCCUCCCGGAAAGUUGUGUGCUGGAACAAGCUGCGAUGUGAAAAUUGUAUUUCGGCCAUCAUUUGGAUUUGAUCAGGACAUGCCUUUAACAAAGAUCUAUUUUGAAUCAGAAGUGGGCGAGAAUUUUUCAGUAUCUGUUGGGUGCUGUACUCGUAAAUGUCGACCAGUGAUUGCAUCAGUCGGAGGUGGAGAGUAUGCCAAGACGGUUCAAUUUUAUGAAAAGAUUGGCAACGGAAACUCGAAUACUGGCAAUGCCAAAAUGGACACAAACAAACUUAUUGAACAAACUUCUUUUUCAUAUAAGCAAAAAACAGUUGCAGUGAUGAAGGACGAAAAUUCAAUAGAGUUGGAUCUUGGAUCUUGCGUAGUUGGUAGCCAGCAAAGUGCAUGCAUUGAUCUUGCAAAUUUUGGUGCAAUCAGUGUUGGAUACCAAAUCAUGCAUGCUCAAUCAUACAAAGAAUCAUUGUGUUUGAAAACUGGGACGACCCAUUCACUUUCAACUGUCAAUUCCAACUGCAAAUCGUCUGUACCCGAUAGCGGAGAAUUGGACAAUCAAAACAAUGCGAUUCUACUGGCAAGCGUCAAUAAUGUAUCGACACAAUCAUCACUUGAAAAAACCUUGGCACAGGUUACCAAAAAGACAAAAUCCGAGCAUUUAUACGACUCUAAUGGCUUACCCAUGGAUACGCCAACCUCACAGUCAGUAUCCAACACUGAUACAAACUGGAUUGAAACAGAUGGCGUGUUCCAUGUGCAUGGAAAAGAGUGUGUUCUUCCAGGCUAUCAAUCACAUAUCAUUAACGUCGAUUUUAAACCUCCGUACGUGUCUAUUUUAUAUUCAGAAUCCAAUACCAAACUAUUGGACAAUACAAACUCUAUUCCAACUGGGAACAAAUCCACCUUUACAUUUGUGAUCAAGUUUGAAAACCCGACCAUCAAACCAAUUUUUAUUACAUGUAACGCCAAGUCUAUUCCAGCACCUAUUAUGAUUGACAAAAACCUUUUCGACUUUAAAAUAUGCGUAGUUGAUGGUAUUUAUCGUGAUAAAAUCAUGGUUCGCAAUCACAACAACAUCUCACUCAAGUUCUGGUUUGAAGUUGACAACAACCAACUGCGACACAUCCCAGAUUCAAAACCAGUCAAAAUUCCCAAUUUAGGUGAAAUUGAAAUCUCGCCAGCAAUGGCAUUUGCUCAGCCAUUUGAACCUUUUUUUGUCUGGCUUACCAUUAAACCUUUAUACGACUCUUGUGGAGCUGCCAUGGAUGCUUCUGGAAAGCUGCCUUUUAAUGUUCCCCUUUUACUGAAAUACGUUGAAACAACUACUCGGGUUGAACAAAGUAUUUCAUUAAAACUUGUUGGAACAAUUACAAAUAAUGACGUUCGAUUAGAAUCAAUUGACAAAUCUCGAUUUCUGAAUUUCGGUGCGAUAUCAACACUUGAAACCAAGCAGCUUCCGUUAGUUAUAACAAACCCCUCAGCCUUACCACAAUCAAUCCGAUUUAUAAAAUUCACAGAUGCGUUUUCUGUGGUUCCGCUUGAAACAGAAGACGGCUCGGAAGAUGUAAUUUCAUUAAAUCCUCUUCAAUCCAUCACACGAAUGGUAAAAUUUGAGCCUACAGAAGAAGCCGAGUAUGACAUUAAGCUUACAUGUCAGUCCACAUGGUCAAGAAAGUUUGAUAUACGAUGUAGCGGUAUUGGUGUAAAGCCUCUGGCUCAAUUCGAAUUUUCGCAAAUCUCUUUUAGUCCUUGUGCUUUUGGAAGUCGGCGGCAAACUCGAGUUAGGCUUAUUCAACAGCUAGGAGUGGAUAAGAUGAGAUUCAAGCGCUCCAGCAAUAAGCUUUCGUCGCGUGCUUGUAAUGUGCUUGAUCACACUAUUGAGAAUUCACCAAGCAAUGACGUCUUGUUUGAAUUUGGAACCCCUAUUGUUAUUGGAGUGAGUGAUCAAAAGGCAGUAUUUCAGUCCACUGAUAGUAUUGGGCAGCAGCGCACAUCAGCACCAGAUUCAGUCUUGAGUGCAAUCCAAGACAGCAAAGUUGGUGCUUUACAACCCCAUUCGCUAUCUAAUUCAUCAACUGCUAUUGGCUUAAAUCCAUCUGUCAGAACUGCAGUAGAAUCAACGUUCUUGCCACAUGCAAUCCCUAUUAUUCCAGACAAGGAUAUCGAUUCGCUACUUCAUGACACCAGUUUGAUUCAUAAUACAAUAUCAGCAAAAGAAUCGAGUCAACAUCUUAAACUUUAUCAUGUUCUAACCCCCCAAGAUCCACAAAUCUUGACUAUCUGGCCUCAAUCUGGAAAAUUAAAACCCAUGAGUAGUCACAGUAUUGAAGUUGUGUUGAAGCCCUGCUUACCUAGAUCAAAAUGGCACUUGUCCAUUUCAGCCAACCCAUUAACUCAGCAGCAGACCGAGGGAAACCAGUCUAUAAAACCACACUCAAAUACGUCACAGCUACCCGCAGAAGGAAGUUUAAUAUCAGCGUCAUCUCUCAGCAAAACAAAACCAUUGCCAACAGAUAAACCCACCAAGCCAGCCAAGGAAACCAAAGAAGCAUCAAAGCUAUCCAAAUCUACCGCAGUCAAUCAAUUUCCAUCCAGUACAAAACUCAAGCCUCUAGCCAGUACAAACGAAAUUUUCAAUGGAGAUUCCGAGUUUGUCAAUCGACUUGUGGAGAUGGAAUCUCCUAUUAUCACUAUGCUGGUACCAUGCUAUCUUUUCCCAACUACCUCGGAACAGUCGCGUAUUGACCAGUUUAUUGAUGGAGUAUCCAUCACAGCUCCAGCAGCCGAGCCCAAUGAUCCAUCUGGUCACUCUAUAAAAAAAGUUGACGGCGCAUCUGUCAUAUACCUUAAGGUCAUUGCACCACUACAUCAGCCAGACUUGGUACUUGUUGAACCACCUCAAGGCGAAGAAUAUGAUUGGGGAUGUAUAGCAGUGGGAGAAAAAGAGUACGCAGAUAUCACGGUUAAAAACGUGUCCAAUCAAAAUAUAAAAGUGAGUGCCAGUGGAUUGAAUCCUUUUGGUCCGUUUAGAAUUAUAAACUAUUUACGCGACCUCUUGCCAGGCCAAGUGGGGAACAUCAAGGUUGCAUUUGAGCCCAAAGAUUCAUUGAGGUGCUCGGCCUCACUAGAACUAUUCAGUGGGAAAUCGCUCAUCAAGUGCAAGCUUGUUGGAAAAGGUGCUAUUUCUAUUGUCACGCUAGAUCCUCCUGAUGGUGCUAUAAAUAUGGACGACACAUGCGUGGGUGAUGUUAGCACCAAAGUACUUAAAAUAACCAACAAAAGCGUGAUACCCAUCAACUUUGUCUUGUCACUAUCCACUGUUCGCCGAGUAGUAAACUACGAAACAGAUGUCUUGUCAGAUAUGAUAGGUUCAAAUGGACUUCCAUUACUACGAUACGGCGCCAUAAACUAUUCUGGGACCAAUGCUUUUUCGCUAUUUCCAAUGCGAUUCACCGUAGCGCCAGGAACAACACAGGAUGUCACGAUAAAAUUUUCUCCAGAUAGAGAGUCUGAUCUUUUUUUUGAUCAUAUUAAUAUCUCUUACACUGGUGCAAGAGAGAAGACGCUGGUACGAGUAAAUGGCAAAGCAUGGGAGGUUACUACAGCAGUUAUUGGAUAUGAUCCACAUCCUGUCGAAGCAAGAGAAAAAAACAAUAUACCUGCUCCCAAAACAGCCAUGGAAGUUGCAUAUAGGAAGCUGCAAGGAAAUAGCACGGAGCUAUUCAAAGGUACGUAUGUAAUGGCAGAUGAAGUGAUGAAAGCAGGCGACGAAAUCAUGGGCAAUGUGAUGCAACACGUUAGUCGAAAAGAUUUUAGAUUUGUCACCAUCACAUUUCCAUGGAAGCUCACUAUGCCAGAAGACUCUACAACGAGUAAGCCGGUUUGGCGUAUCGAACCCCAUCCUCUGGUGAUUGCUAAUCUGAAACCGAUUCUUACAAAGUUGGAGUUUGGAAAGCGAUCGCCUGUAGCUGAAUACACUAUCGAAAAGUAUGAGGGAUCAUUCAAGUUUGAUGCUGAUUUGAAUCAUUACAUUGUAUGUCGAUCUCCGUGUACAUUUAACAACGAGUCAUAUAUUUCGUUUGGUAUUGAAACGAUGAAGGGGACAAUUGAUAUGGGUCAAACAAAAUCACUCAAGGUGCUUGUCAAUAACUCUGUAAAAGAGUAUUGGGAAUCGUAUAUCAAAAUGUGGGAGCGGUGCAAGAACAUCAGCAUUGAUUCAAAUCUACCUUUUGAUACUUUGAUACCUGCCUCGACUACGAAUAUCAACAAAGAAAAGGCUCGUUUAGUAGCUGGCAACAAUGCAUCGGUCACUACUACCCUGCCAAAAAAGGACGAAAAAGAAUCAAUACGUAUACAAAAGCUAAAAAAGUGUGCAGCUAACCCAGAAACAAUCACGGAUCCAGUCGAAAUUGUCAGCACGCUCGUAAACGACGAUAUUGCUGAUCUCCGAAAAGAAGCAGCAAAGCAUGAAAUCACACACCCAUUCCAUGUUGAAACAACUUACAAAAUCACUAUCAAGGGAGGCUACAGACUUGUUGAACCAAAAGGGGCUGUAUUUGCUACCGAGUCCCGUGUGUGGUUGGUCAAGAUUCAAGCUGAAAUGCCAGUAAAUACUACACAAUAA
This is a messenger RNA of Batrachochytrium dendrobatidis JAM81, 7074 nucleotides long. RefSeq lists its product as uncharacterized. NCBI's taxonomy places the organism in Eukaryota, Fungi, Chytridiomycota, Chytridiomycetes, Rhizophydiales. The transcript is spliced from 2 exons. Bases 1 to 7074 code for a protein of 2357 amino acids. The record is from RefSeq and is a predicted model, not a curated record.